CCUGCUGUUUAUAACAAAGGGAGUGAACACGAUAGUAAGCAAGAAUGGGCUGAGCAAUUAUUCGUUUCCGGACAAAUUCAUGUUCGGCGUCGCAACGGCUGCAUUUCAAAUUGAAGGCGCUUGGAAUGAAGAUGGCAAAGGCGAAAGUAUGUGGGACACCUACUUACAUAAACAUCCAAAUUUCACAGUUGAUCACACGAACGGUGACCUGGCCGCUGAUUCUUAUCACAAAUACAAACAAGACAUUAUUAUGAUCAAAUCUCUCGGAGUCAAAUAUUAUAGAAUGUCGAUGUCAUGGCCAAGAAUCUUACCAAACGGUACCGACCACUAUAUAAACAAAGCAGGUGUCCGACAUUACCGCAAGGUUUUGCUCGAGCUCAUUGAAGCCAAAAUUACUCCUGUAGUCACACUAUACCACUGGGACCUACCCACAGCGCUUAUGGACUUAGGCGGGUGGACCAAUCCGAAGAUGGUGGAUUAUUUUGAGGAUUACGCGAGAGUAGUGUUUAGUUUAUUUGGAGAUAUUGUCAAAAUAUGGACAUCGAUUAACGAGCUUCAUGUACAUUGUUAUAAUGGUUACGAUCUGAAUAAUUUCGUUCCAGCGAUGAAAUCACACGGAGUUGGAUUUUAUUUGUGCUCUCAUUACAUGUUAUUGGGACAUGCGAGAGUUUAUCAUUUGUAUGAUAAGGAAUUUCGACCGAAGCAAAAAGGUAAAAUUGGAGUUACGCUCGAUGCAUUCUACGCAGAACCAAAGGACAGCAACAAUAAAGAAGAUGUAGACGCCGCCGAGCGAUAUCUUCAGAUGCAUUUGGGACUGUACGCUCAUCCAAUAUACUCCAAAGAAGGAGAUUACCCAGCGCUGGUGCGGGAAAGGAUCGAUACCAUGAGUAAAAUCCAAGGGUAUCCUCGAUCCCGACUGCCAGUAUUUACACCAGAAGAGGUUGAAAUGAUACGCGGAACUUCAGACUUUUUUGGUCUUAAUCAUUACACUACAAUCUUGGCAUCUCCUUCAUCGAUGGAGCCAGGCUGGUCAGUGCCUUCUCUCGACCACGACACGGGAGUCAAGUCUGAUCAAGACCCCAAAUGGCCAAUUCCUGGUGCCGAUUGGCUUGCAGUAUACCCUCCGGGAUUGAGAAAACUCGUCAAUUGGAUUACGAGAAACUAUGGAACGAGGGUUCCUAUUAUCGUAACGGAAAAUGGAGUGUCCGAUUUUGGGGGACUCAACGACUAUGUACGGGUGUCUUAUUACAACAAGUAUCUCUACCAACUGUUGCUUGCCAUGCAUGAAGAUGGGUGCAGAGUUGACGGAUACUUUGCGUGGACACUUAUGGAUGACUUCGAAUGGUCCGAUGGAUACUCAAUAAAGUUUGGUCUCUUCCACGUGGAUUUUAAUAGCACAGAAAAGAAGCGAACACCAAAGUUAUCAGCUCUCAACUACAGAGAAAUCAUGAGGACGAGACGUAUCAAUUUCAAUUAUAUAAAAAUACCCUCAUAUAAAUACAAAAACUUAUAACAUAGAUUUAAUUGCAAUAGAUUAGGCUGUUAACUUAGUACAUACUAUAAAUUAUUUCUAUUUAUAUUUGUAAAUAUUAGUGAUGUUAAAGCUGUCCUGUUGUUAAAAAGA
Molecule: messenger RNA, 1624 nt
Organism: Bicyclus anynana (squinting bush brown)
Lineage: Eukaryota; Metazoa; Arthropoda; Insecta; Lepidoptera; Nymphalidae
Product: myrosinase 1
Biological process (GO): carbohydrate metabolic process
Molecular function (GO): beta-glucosidase activity
Source: RefSeq, a predicted model, not a curated record